AUGUUGGUGCAUGUCUGUUCGUGUCGCAAUAAAUACUCUUUGCUUUCAGACGCUGCUGUUGCCGUUGCGUCGAAUGYGACGCCUGGCGCUGACGCAUCCAACCCCACCGCCACCCUGGAGUGCCCCAUAUGCCUACAAACGUGCAUUCAUCCCGCCCGCCUGCCCUGCGGUCACAUCUUCUGCUUCUUGUGCGUUAAGGGCGUUGCCUAUAAGAAUCGCCGCUGUGCCAUGUGUCGUCGUGAGAUUCCAGCCGAGUUUCUGGACCAUCCGCAGCUGGUGAACGGCAUCGAUGACAUCUGUGCCACGCGCGCCACCGAGGAUGGCUAUCAGUGGUACUACGAGGGACGGAAUGGCGGCUGGUGGGCGUAUGAUGUGCGCACCAACGGAGAGCUUGAGACGUCCUACCAAUCCUUCCUCGCAUACAAAGCCAAAAGAGCAAAAGAAGGCAAACCAGUGAAUCGGCAGGAAASUGUGAAUUUAGAAGGCAACUGGAGAGAGAUGUUUGCGACUAUUGAUUAUGAUGAUUGCGAGGAAAUCUCCUCGGACAGCAGUUCGGACGGCCGUCCCRAGGACCCAAGUCGCUGCCAGCAGCUCAUCUGCGGCCAAUUGUAUAUCAUUGAUCUGAUCGAUAUGACGCAAUCGUUGCGCUCGCAGCCGUCCAGAA
Molecule: messenger RNA, 664 nt
Organism: Drosophila arizonae
Lineage: Eukaryota; Metazoa; Arthropoda; Insecta; Diptera; Drosophilidae
Gene: Rnf146
Product: Ring finger protein 146
Biological process (GO): ubiquitin-dependent protein catabolic process; Wnt signaling pathway
Cellular component (GO): nucleus; cytoplasm
Molecular function (GO): zinc ion binding; ubiquitin protein ligase activity; poly-ADP-D-ribose binding
Source: RefSeq, a predicted model, not a curated record